AUGGCCAUAUUAUCAAAGUAUAAAUUAGACAAAUAUCAAUUUGGUACCGAUGUUCGAAAAGGACAACAACUCUAUGGAUUAUCGGGAAAAAUAAUAUACGAAGGCAAAUGGAUAUCACGAAGAAAUGAUUCAAUAAUUAUUGUUGAAAUGAACGAAGCAAUUGCCGAACGUGAAGCUAGUUUUUAUUUAGAAGUCAAUGGUCAUCAUAAUAUUAUUCAUACAUUUGGUUGUGUUGAAAAUAGUUUAAAUUUAACAAUAUUUGUACAAGAAUUUGCAGAACUGGCAGAUUUAGCUGGUGUGUUAAUGGAUAAUCAAUUUAAUAUUUCUCAAACAAUAUUAGUCGAAAUGUUUUUACAGAUUUCUGAUGCAAUGAGUUUUAUUGCACGUAAAAAAAUUGUACAUUGUGAUUUAGGUUGUCGAAAUGUACUUGUUUUUAAUGUGGAUCCAACUGAAGCAAAAAAUAAUCUAGUUAAAAUCACUGAUUUUGGUCUUGCACGUUGGAUUGAUGAACCUCCUUCUAAUGAAAAUGAAUCAGUUAUACCAGUUCGAUUUUGUGCACCGGAAAUUCUUCGAAAUAAUCGCCAUUCCGAUUAUUCGGAAAAAUCUGAUGUGUAUUCUAUGGGUGUUUUAAUGUGGGAAGCUUUAUCAAAUAGUGAAAUUCCUUAUUCAUCAAUUGCUGAAGAUGAUGAUGUCAUACGAAUAAAAUUAAACAAUGAAAAACUUAAAAAGCCCCGUGAUUGUGAUCAUCAACUUUGGGUACUCAUGACUAAAUGUUGGCACGAGGAUCCAGAACAACGGCUUACUUUUGAGGACAUCAACAAUAAAUUAUCAAACAUAAAAAUUUCUGAAGUAGCACACCAUCGAACAUCUGGUUCAUCCGACAAGACACGAAUACACUAUGAUUAUAAACUUGGUGAUCACGUGAAGAUAAACGGCUCGCUGAAUCGUCCAUUACCUGCAAUUCAUCAAGCAGAAUGGUUGACAGAAGAAACAUCAUCGAUUGUGUUGAUUGAGAGGAAGGAAGAACUAUCAGAGAGUGAAAAAUUAUUAUAUACAACAUACAAAAAACAUGAUCAUCUCGUUUAUACAUAUGGAUUUGUGGAAAAUAAUCGUGGAUCCAUAAUGAUAUUACAAGAGAAAGCACCUCAUGGUAAUCUUCGAGCACUACUUGAAAGCGGUCAAUUCAACCCAUCUGCAAAAGUUCUCAUCGAAAUUUUCUUUCAAAUUCUUGAUGCUAUGAUUCAUAUUGUUGAUCAAGGACUUGUACAUGGUGAUUUACGUUGUGAAAAUGUUCUUGUCUUUGAGAUGGAUCCAUCUAAUCCAAAAAGAAACCGUGUUAAACUGGGAAAUUUUGCUUUAGCACAUGAAAACGAUCCAUCACUAGUUGAUGAUAGACGACUUGUUAUUCCAGUACGAUAUUGUGCUCCGGAAAUUCUUCGAAGUGCAGGUCGAUCAAAUUAUUCUGAAUUAUCAGAUGUUUAUUCAAUGGGCGUUUUGAUGUGGCAAGCUUGGUCGAACGGGAAGCUUCCAUAUGAAUCCUCAACACAUAACAGCGAAAUUCGACAACGCAAAUUGAAUGGCGAAAUAUUAUCAAAACCAUUCAUGUGUGAUCCGCAAAUUUGGGCAAUUAUGAGAGAUUGUUGGAAUAAAGAACUAAUUUGCCGAUUCGAUUUCUCAGGCAUAAAAACUCGAUUAUCUCAAGUUAAUAUUGCUUCAAUAGAGACUUAUAAGCAUGAACUAAAUGUUGACGUCAAACAGUUACGUCCACUAAAUGGAAAAUUUUAUGAAGCAGAGUGGAUUCCAAAGAAAGAUCAACAACCAAUCGUACUUAUGAUCAUGAACGAAGAAACAGCAGAACAAGAAGCUUUAUUUUAUACGAAAUUCGAACGUGAACCUCAUAUAGUUGAUACUUUUGGAUUUGUGAAAAAUGAUCGUAAAUUGAUUAUGUUACUACUGGAACGAGCAUCUCAUGGUGAUCUGCAAACAUUAUUGGAAAAUGGAGAGUUUCAACCGUCAGAAAAAGUACUUGUGGCAAUCUUUUUACAGAUUAUCGAAGCAAUGAUUUAUAUUAUCAGUCAUAAGACUGUACACGGGGAUUUGCGUUGUGCCAAUGUGCUUGUCUUUCAAAUGGAUGCAUUCGAUUCAAAAAGAAAUUUUGUUAAAUUAACUAAUUUUACUAUGGCUUGUCCAAUUGAUCAUCCAGUCUCAAAGAAAAGAGUACGUGAAGAUUUAAUGAAAUACUAUGCUCCAGAAAUUUGUCAAUUCAACGAUAGAUCGAUAUAUACUGAAUUAUCUGAUGUUUAUUCAAUGGGUGUGUUGAUGUGGCAAGCUCGUUCAAAAGGAGCAAUACCCUUUAGUCAUCGUACAAGUGAUGGUAAUAUUCAGGAACAAAAAUCGAGUUACAAGGCAUUACCAAAACCGAAGCACUGCAAUAGUGAACUAUGGAGCGUCAUAGAAACUUGUUGCUGUAAUGAACCUAGUAUAAGAGACAAUUUUGAAAAAGUGAAGACUCAGCUUUUGAUAAUCAAUUUUGAGUAA
Molecule: messenger RNA, 2538 nt
Organism: Rotaria sp. Silwood1
Lineage: Eukaryota; Metazoa; Rotifera; Eurotatoria; Philodinida; Philodinidae
Source: the annotation of a GenBank genome assembly